This is a messenger RNA of Diabrotica virgifera virgifera (western corn rootworm), 1287 nucleotides long. RefSeq lists its product as uncharacterized. The record is from RefSeq and is a predicted model, not a curated record. The transcript is spliced from 2 exons. The coding region runs from base 389 to 1270 and encodes 293 amino acids. Lineage: Eukaryota; Metazoa; Arthropoda; Insecta; Coleoptera; Chrysomelidae.
CAGCAUGGCAAACGAUGGAACUGGCAGCCGCAGAAGAAAUAAAAAUGGCUAAAGAUGCUGGGAACGUUGACGAAAACGGCAUUCCAUGCAUAACCGUUGUUACAGAUGGAGCCUGGAGUAAAAGGUCGUAUAACGUUAAUUACGAUGCCAUGUCCGGAGUCGUAAGUAAUAAGUUGUAAUAAAACAGCUGCAAUCUAUAUAACAUUAUUUCAUACUGUUGCAUUGUUAAUUAUUGUUUUAGGCUUGUAUUAUUGGAUACAAUACGGGUAAACUAUUAUUUCUUGGAGUCAGAAAUAAAUAUUGCUCCAUUUGUUCAUGGCAUGAGAGCAAAGAACAAGAAACUCCAACACAUAGAUGCUUUAAAAAUUGGACGGGCAGUUCAACAGCUAUGGAAACAGAUAUCAUAGCAGAGGGUUUCAGAAAUAGCCUUAAUCAAUAUGGUAUAAAAUAUUCUAAAAUGGUUGGUGAUGGUGAUUCCUCUGUAUAUAGGAAACUGUUAGAAAUAAGACCAUAUGGAAAUUGCUUGGUGCAGAAAAUUGAAUGCAAAAAUCAUAUUUUAAGAAAUUUUGCCAAAAAAAUACGAGAAAUCAGCAGCAAGAAGAGAAGUAAUUCUCAAAAUAAACCUGUGCCAAUAACUCUAAGAAAAUGUGUUCUGUCUAGGUUUAUGCGCCUCAGAAGUGCGAUCACGAAAGCAACAACCUACCGAAUCGGAGAAAACACAAGUUUAGAAGAAAAAGUUCAGUUGCUCCGAAAUGAUAUAAAUAAUGCGCCCAGUCAUGUUUUUGGAGAGCACAACCUUUGUAAAACUAUAAAAUAUUUUAAAUGCGAGGGUCAAGAUACAAAUAUAAUACCCGUUAUGAAAGAAUGUGGUAUCUAUGAAGACGUAAUGAGUGCCCUUCAAAGAGUUAUUGACAAUGCAAGUAGUCUUAUUAUGAACAUGGACAAUAACUUGGCAGAGCACUAUAACAGCGUUGUGUGUAAAUUCAUUGGGGGUAAAAGAAUAAAUUUUUCAUUAAGAGGGUCAUAUCAGACGAGGUGCGAAGCGGCAGCACUAUCGUUCAAUUCGGGUGGUGAAUACCAUCGAAUGAUAAAUAAAACAAUGUUUGGCAAUAGUCCAAAAGGCUUUUAUAAAAAAUUUUAUUUAAAAAAGAAAAAAGAGCACGCCAAAAUUAAAGCUAGAAGAACUUUGUUUCCAAAAAAAAAAAGAAAUCGGCUAAACAAAACCUGCCAGAUCAGGAUUACGGCCCCAAUGCCAACUAUCUGCCCUUAAAUCCAAAUAGCGACGAG